ACUUAACUGUAACUGUAUAGCAACUGACCAGUCUCUCAUCCUCCCAAGGUGCUGCUGGUUUCCCUAAAUAAGCUCCUUUCAGCUCCUGCCACCAUGACUCGUUAUUUCUGCUGUGGAAACUACUUCCGGGGCUAUCCUUGCUACGGAACCAACUUCCACGGGACCUACAGAGACACCCCCCUGAACUACGUUGUGCCCCUGGGCUCUCCCCUGCACUCCAGUUGCGGAUUCAGUCCUUACAGCUCCCGGAACUUCUGCUUAGAGGGCUGCAAUGGCGGUUGCUAUGGCAACAGCUUUUACAGGCCGUGGGGUUCUGGCUCUGGCUUUGGCUACAGCACCUACUGAUGGACCAGUGGCUCCGGCGACAACAGGAUUCCCGAUCAGUUCUCUGCAAAAGGAACAACCUGAAGAGCCAUAACUGUCUUCCUGCCUCUAGAUGUGCUUCUGAGCUACUGACUGCUGCUUACUGAAUCUUGCUCUUCCAUGAUAAUGAACAAGUCACUCAGGACUCAGAUGUCAAGCUGAUAUGCAUUUACAGCCUAGGAAAGCAGGGCGCAUUUUCCAGACAUAUUUAAACUUAGCAGUGAAGCGGGUAGUCUGCCUCCUAGGGUUGCUCUAUUCAUAUAUUAUUAACUUCUGCAUCGACAUCACUGUAUUUCCAAUUGGGUGUGGGUGGGAAAUGGCUUUACUUCUAGUCUCUUAAUAAAUCUGUUUUAUUAAGCAUG
Messenger RNA from Chinchilla lanigera (long-tailed chinchilla), 725 nucleotides. RefSeq names its product keratin-associated protein 7-1. The transcript is spliced from 2 exons. The record is from RefSeq and is a predicted model, not a curated record. Bases 94 to 345 code for a protein of 83 amino acids. NCBI's taxonomy places the organism in Eukaryota, Metazoa, Chordata, Mammalia, Rodentia, Chinchillidae.